Microsporum canis CBS 113480 is the source of this 1653-nucleotide messenger RNA. Its product is annotated as cytochrome b-245 heavy chain subunit beta. The record is from RefSeq and is a predicted model, not a curated record. Gene Ontology annotation, cellular component: NADPH oxidase complex; plasma membrane. Bases 1 to 1653 code for a protein of 550 amino acids. Gene Ontology annotation, biological process: superoxide anion generation; defense response. Gene Ontology annotation, molecular function: superoxide-generating NAD(P)H oxidase activity. Lineage: Eukaryota; Fungi; Ascomycota; Eurotiomycetes; Onygenales; Arthrodermataceae. The transcript is spliced from 4 exons.
AUGACGAAAAAGACCUCCAAGUGGAAGUCCCAUUUUAAUCCCUCCAAAUUACUAUUCUACUUCAUAUUUUACGGUGUUCAGAUUGGCUUCUUUGCCUACGGAUGGUGGAAACAAGCAUCCGACCAUAGACUAGAUGCCCUUAAUGCACUCAACUUUUCAGUAUGGACAUCUCGAGGAGCUGGCUUCGUUCUUUCAUUAGAUACAGCCCUGAUCAUGUUUCCCAUGUGCAGAACGCUGCUCAGAUAUGUCAGGCCGAAGUUGAGGUGGCUUCCUCUCGAUGAAUCGCAAUGGUUCCAUCGACAGAUAGCAUAUUCGUUGCUUUUUUUUAGUGUGGUACACGUAGUAGCACACUACGUCAACUUCUUUAACAUCGAGCGAUAUCAGGCACGUCCGGAAGCAGCCGUUCAGAUUCAUUAUACCCAAGCUGCUGGUAUCACCGGCCAUGUGAUGCUUCUUUGUAUGCUGUUGAUGUAUACAACCGCACAUCAUAGGAUAAGACAACAGUCGUACGAGACGUUCUGGUACACGCACCAUCUGUUCAUCCCAUUCAUGUUGGCACUGUAUACCCAUGCCACUGGAUGUUUUGUAAGAGAUACACCAGAUCCAAUAUCCCCCUUCGCCGGCAAGCCUUUCUGGGAUCAUUGUAUUGGCUACGAAGGGUGGAGAUGGGAACUUUGGGGUGGCGGUUUCUACCUUAUCGAACGCCUAUACCGAGAGAUUCGAGCUGCAAGAGACACUGAAAUCAUCAAAGUUGUUCGACAUCCGUAUGAUGCUAUGGAAAUUCAAUUCCGUAAACCAAGUCUGCGCUAUAAGCCUGGACAGUGGCUCUUCCUUCAGGUUCCAGACGUCUCUCGAACGCAGUGGCAUCCGUUCACUAUCACAUCCUGCCCUCAUGACCCCUACAUCAGCAUCCACAUCAGACAAGUCGGAGACUUCACCCGCGAACUCGGGAACCGACUGGGUUGCGGGCCCGAACAGGCGAAAGAUAUCGAUGGCCUCGAUCCGCUUGGAAUGUACGAGAUCGCCAUGCAGAACGGCCAGACUAUGCCCAGUAUCCGCAUUGAUGGUCCCUACGGAGCCCCUGCCGAGGACGUAUUUAGUAACGACAUUGCCAUCCUCAUCGGCACAGGCAUUGGCGUGACGCCCUGGGCAUCUAUACUAAAGGACAUCUGGCACUAUCGGGCCGGUCCCAACCCCCCGUCUCGGCUUCGUCGAGUCGAGUUCAUCUGGAUCUGCAAAGACACCAGCUCCUUCGAGUGGUUUCAAGCUCUUCUUUCAUCCCUGGAGGCACAGUCUGCCGAAGAGGCGCACUCUGGACAGGAGUUCCUGCGCAUACAUACCUAUCUUACCCAACGUUUCGACGAAGACACCGCCGCCAACAUCUAUCUCAACUCAGUCGGUCAAGAACUUGACCCGCUCACUGAGCUGAGGACAGGCACCAAAUUUGGCCGUCCAGAUUUUGCCCGCUUCUUCCAUGCGCUUCGUGCUAGUAUUAUGGAUCAUACGUACAUGUCCAACCUCGAAGCAACGCGCAGAGCUGAAGUUGGAGUCUACUUCUGCGGCCCUAACCAGGCGGCCAAGCAGGUUAAAAAGGCAACGAAAGAAUGCACAAGCAAAGAAGUUAAGUUCAAGUUCUGGAAGGAACAUUUCUAA